UAUCCCAAACCGGAAACACAUUAGCCUCGGUCGUUGUGUUUCUAACCUUCGUAAACGUAAAACGUUCCUUUAACACCGGGCUCUAUUUUUAUAUUUCCUUGUUUCAUUGGUAACUAAAACCAAGGUUUUAAAAUGGGGGGUGGAGAUUUGAACUUGAAGAAGAGCUGGCACCCCCAGACGAUGAAAAACAUCGAGCGUGUCUGGAAAGCCGAGCAAAAACACGAAUCAGAACGUAAGAAAAUCGAGGAGCUUCAGAAGGAGCUGAAGGAGGAACGAGCCCGUGAAGAGAUGACGAGAUACGCUGAGGAAAGCGGUGCCAUCAAAAAAAAGGAUGAUCGUCUAGACUGGAUGUACCAGGGCCCUUCUAGUCAGGUGUCCAGAGAUGAGUAUCUCAUGGGACGUCCCAUUGACAAGCAGAUCACUGAUCAAUAUGAGGAGCCUGAAAGUGGUCCAUCAGCAGAGACCGGACUUCUGCCUGGCUCCAUCUUCAGCCCCGUCACCGCUACCUCCAGCCUGGACAUGGCCGCCAAGAUCCGGGAAGACCCUCUGUUUGAAAUUAGGAAACGUGAGGAAGAAAAGAAGAGAGAGGUCUUGACGAAUCCAGUGAAAAUGAGAAAAAUUAAAGAAAUGCUGCGCCAGAAUCUUGACAAGAAAGACAAAAAGAAGAGGAGGAAGAAGGAAAAGAAAGCAGACAAAGAGAGAAGAAAGGAGAAGAAACACAAGAGAAGCUCAAGUUUGAGUUCAGAUGAAAAAGACAACAAAAAAGACAGGUCACGCUCACGAGAUGGAACCUCCUCUCACAACAAAUCUUAUUCCCAUCAUCUGCCAGGUUAUGGCCUCCUGCUCCCUGCAGGCAAACAACACAAGUCCUUUGCUUUGAAUCACUCACGACGCCAUGAGAGGAGUCGAAGCCGAUCUCCUGCAAGAAAAAACGGGGAAAUUCACUCCUCUUCCUCACACCGACGCGACAGGAAGGUGGAGGUCAAAGCUCAUAGCCCAGAGAGAGAGCGUUACCAAAGGCAGCGGAAUCAUGUGUCAAAGAAGCUCUCUGCAGAGGAGCUGGAGCGGAGGAGAAAGGAGAUGAUGGACCAGGCCAAGCAGAGAGAUGAGGACAGGGAGAAUAAUGUGAGAAGAUACAGGAAGGAAGAUGAGCAGGAAAAACAGCGGGAACAAAAGUCCAAGCAUGACCGCCAUGCUGGCUUUAUCCAUGACAUGAAGUUGGAGAGUGCUGCCACGUCUUCAUUAGAGGACAGAGUGAAGAGGAAUAUCCACUCCAUUCAGAGGACACCAGCUUCAUUGGACAACUUCAUGAAGAGAUGAACAUGAACAAUAUACUGUACAUAAUAUACUGAUUCAAAAAAGUGAAACUGGCAGCAGGAACGGGCCACCGUACUUUGUUAAUUAAAGUACGGUACUUCGAAGAGGAGUUGAUGGUGUGGGAGAUGAACCAGAAGGCGACAUCCAUGUAAAAAUCAAUUUUCAAUUCUGUCCAGAUAAAAUAAUUUUAGAGAAAACCUUUGCCACUGUGUAAACAUUGAAAACUAUUUUUCCUUCCAUUUUUCUCAUCAAAUUGGACUUUUGAUGCGUUUAUUAUAAAUGUUAUCAUACGCUCCAAGCAAACAAACUAGGUUAAAAUGUUAUUUACAGAAGUCAUUUUGAUGAUAAACCUGUGUUGCUUGCGCUCUCAAUAAAUGUACAACUUGCCCAAA
Molecule: messenger RNA, 1709 nt
Organism: Phycodurus eques (leafy seadragon)
Lineage: Eukaryota; Metazoa; Chordata; Actinopteri; Syngnathiformes; Syngnathidae
Gene: cwc25
Product: CWC25 spliceosome associated protein homolog
Exons: 9
Coding region: 133-1320 (395 amino acids)
Biological process (GO): mRNA splicing, via spliceosome
Cellular component (GO): U2-type spliceosomal complex
Source: RefSeq, a predicted model, not a curated record